AUGGCUUCGGCUUCACCUGCCAGCAUCCGGUUCGAGGAGAAUGAGUCUGAAUGGCCGUAUUCUUCUCGUGCAACCAAGAGACACAAGCGCACCUCCGUCGCGGGUACAUUAGGACCCUCGCCUCGCGAGAUUGGAUUUAUGAGAGAGUCUCAAAAUGAUGGAUCUGCGAGCUUCCUCGGAAGUUCAAGUGGAAUCCAUUUUAUCCGUCAUGUUUACAAUGCCUUCGCACGUCGUUCAGCACUCUUGGACCAAACACGAGCCCGUGACAGAACCUCGGUGCCAGGGGAAGACGACCGGCUACAGCAAAAUUCAGGAAGCAUUCAAAGCUCGGAUGAGCUGUGGGCGAGGGAGGAAUUGAACUAUACACCAAGUAUCUCAUUUGCUUUCGACGAUCUUGUUCAGUGGACACGCAGCUAUUUCGAGAAUUGGCAUCCAAUCUUCCCAUGCCUCCACGCCCCGACAGUCUUGAAAACUAUAGAGACAGUCGGUCAAAAAGGGAUGGAGUCGGUCAGCCGAUUAGAACUCAUGAUUCUUCGCUCUAUUGUGUCCAUUUCUCUCGGUGAUUAUCGACAGAGAACGUCGGCUGGAUCGAAGCUCAAUCCCGUUCCUUCGGUCUUAGUCUUUCGAUCCAUUCAACAUGUGAUGCAAGAUGUGCAAAGCCUCCUUGAAGAGCCAACUAGUUUGCCACUGCUACAAGCAGCAUUUACCGCUCAACUUGCACUCGCUUCUCUUUUGCGCCUGAAUGCCGCCUCGCGGGUAGGGGGUGUCAUCACCCGCACUGCAUUCCACCUCGGGUUGCAUCGUUGCCCAAGACGCUUUUCUUGCUUUAGCGGUGAAGAAGCUGAUAUUCGUUGUCGGUUAUUCUGGUCAAUAUAUUCACUUGAAAGAUAUCUUUCUCAGGCUCUUGGGAUCCCGCUCUCUAUUCGAGACGACGACAUCGACGUGUGCUACCCUGAUGCCGAGAGACAUCCUUCAACAGUCAAGUCCCCCAAUGAUCACAGAUUGCGCUUACUGUGUCAUCUUGCAAGAUUUGCACGGAUUCGAGGUUUGAUUGUUGAACUUCGUAAUAAGUCCAUUCUCCACAGUCACGCCAGCCAGGUUGAAGCGGCUCAUGUUACUGGAGAACUAGCGCAAUGGUGGAAUGAAGUUUAUGAUGAUGUCAACCCCAUUUAUGAGCCCUUAGAAGCUGGUCUAGAGCAAGAACCGAUCUUGCAACCAUACCACCGACUACUCUUGAUGAUCCUGAGACACGAAGCUAUCAUCUCGCUCAAUCGACCUCUUUUGGCCUCUGAAAAGCCCAGUGCGGAUUACAAGAACGCUUUGCAGACUUGUAUUGGAUCUUCUCGAUCUAUACUUGCUGCAUUGAGAAAGCACAUGUCCUCCGAACCGAAAUCUCCGCUUUCCUGGCCAUGCUUUACCUGGUCAACUUGGAUGGCCUGCCUCAUUCUAAUGUAUGCUGCGUGGGAAGAGGAAUUUCCCGCGCCCACUGCUCUCAAAUAUGCGAGAAUGGGGAUUGUCAUUUUGGAAAACCUAUCAUUACGCGGUAGCAGCUGGCCAGAGACCUGCAUCGAGGCGAUCAAAGGCAUGGAAUCUGCUUUCGAGACACAGACAUCCAGUGGCCAGCAAGCCAAGACAACUGCCACAUUUAACGGCGUCGGUAAAUUAACUCAACCCCAUGCCCAAGCUACACCAUCGAUGGAUAAACGGAUAUCACAAAUACUGCCUGUUCAAGGUGGAAAUAAUGAGAUUGGUGAUACAGGGCUCACACCAAUCCGACCUCAAGUUUCAGCGCCGAAUGGAUAUCCUGGUCGUCCAGUCUCCAUUGGAAUUCACCAGUUUCAAUCACCAAUUCGCUCUUCCCCCCAAGGCCUUGCCCCCGCAGAAAACUUCGACUCUGCCGUCUUUUCACCGUCUGACAACAUCGGUAACUUCGCUGAAGCGCUAGACCCUGCUGAGAACCAUCUUAGUGGACAGUCUUCAGCUGGUCUCAUUUUCGGUAACAUGGCUGACGGAAACCCUGCUUUUAAUCCGAGUUUUGCCGGUCAAGACUCUUUGCCAUUUUCAUCACCUAUGCUCAUGAACGAUUUAUGGAGUGUAGCCGAUGGCCCAUGGAUGAUUCACAAUAACUUCUUGUGA
Penicillium hordei is the source of this 2136-nucleotide messenger RNA. RefSeq names its product CeGAL family transcription factor. The transcript has a single exon. The coding region runs from base 1 to 2136 and encodes 711 amino acids. Gene Ontology annotation, molecular function: DNA binding; zinc ion binding. The record is from RefSeq and is a predicted model, not a curated record. Gene Ontology annotation, biological process: DNA-templated transcription. NCBI's taxonomy places the organism in Eukaryota, Fungi, Ascomycota, Eurotiomycetes, Eurotiales, Aspergillaceae.